This is a messenger RNA of Carassius auratus (goldfish), 594 nucleotides long. Its product is annotated as stromelysin-3-like. The record is from RefSeq and is a predicted model, not a curated record. The coding region runs from base 229 to 594 and encodes 121 amino acids. Lineage: Eukaryota; Metazoa; Chordata; Actinopteri; Cypriniformes; Cyprinidae. The transcript has 2 exons.
GUCCAGAAGCAAAAGAGUUAAAAGUCACGUGGAGAGAUCAGGCAAUAUUGUCAAUCCGGCCCAUGAGAAAAAAAAGCGGUGUAUUUGAGGAAAGAGAACAAAGAAAUAAUUGCAUAUAAAUAAGCGCGGUCUCCACAGCAGCAGACGUCCACAGGCAUCGCGCGAGCUUGCACAACCUUCUCAGGCACGUCCACUUCCAGCUGCGGAGCUCCAGGAUACAGGAGGAGGAUGCGGGUCUCCGGGCUUCUGUCAGGAGCUUUCGCUCUGCAUGUGCUCCUGACCGCGAGAUGCAUGCCUUUGCAUGAGGGACGAGGACUCAGAAAGCACAAAGAGCCUCCGGGUUUGUCACAGAUUCCACACUCCCUCUCUGAAAAGAGGAGAGACCCUCAGGACACAUUCAAACCUCAUGCACUGCAAAAGAUGAGCCACAGCUCAACACCCAACUCAGGAACAGCUCUGGGGUGCAGGUCCACCACGCUGUGGCGUCCCAGACUACCCCGACCAGAGAGAAGUGCAUCUCAGCAGUCACCCCGGCAGAAACGCUUUGUGAUUUUUGGAGGACGCUGGCCAAAAAAUGACCUCACUUACAAGUAA